Vigna radiata var. radiata (mung bean) is the source of this 545-nucleotide messenger RNA. Its product is annotated as protein TAPETUM DETERMINANT 1-like. The coding region runs from base 43 to 414 and encodes 123 amino acids. The record is from RefSeq and is a predicted model, not a curated record. Lineage: Eukaryota; Viridiplantae; Streptophyta; Magnoliopsida; Fabales; Fabaceae. Gene Ontology annotation, biological process: cell fate determination. The transcript has 2 exons.
AUCAUAUGACAGCACAGCACCAAAACAGCUUUCAGAAUAGCAAUGGUUGCUAUCCUCAAAUGGCUGAUCAUAUUUCUCGUCAUUGCAAGAGUUUAUGGAGGAUGCAGUCUGAGAAACCUUGAAGUGCGACAAUAUGAUACAGGAAAACUGGUUAAGGGGUACCACGAGUAUGCUGUGAGCAUCUCCAACAAAUGCAGUGAACUGUGCGUUCAAAGGCAUGUGAAGUUAAACUGCACUGGAUUUCAAACCGUGGAAAAGGUACAGCCUUCGAUUUUCAGAGUGUCCGGUGAUGUUUGUGUUGUUAACAAUGGUCUGCCCAUCACUUCUGAUGCAACCACAAACUUCCGCUAUGCUUGGAGCAACUCCUUCCAUUUCAAUCCAAUUUCAUCCGACAUCCAUUGUUACAAAUCCUAGAAUCUAUAUGUGAAACAGGAAAUAAGAGACUCGCUCUUUUGCAAGCCUCCAUUUCAGUUUUUAUAAUUUGUUUUAAACUGCUGCUAAUAUUCGAGAAAUUCUCCCAAUGCGUUUUUUCACACAUCUAAUAC